Magnolia sinica is the source of this 870-nucleotide messenger RNA. RefSeq names its product 14 kDa proline-rich protein DC2.15-like. The record is from RefSeq and is a predicted model, not a curated record. The transcript has 2 exons. The coding region runs from base 9 to 491 and encodes 160 amino acids. Lineage: Eukaryota; Viridiplantae; Streptophyta; Magnoliopsida; Magnoliales; Magnoliaceae.
GUUUGGAGAUGGCCUCAAAGAGCUCAGCAUCAGCUGCCCUUUUCCUCUCCUUCAACCUUUUCUUCUUUGCUUUUGUCACUGCCAAUGACAGACCUUGCCUUUGUACCCGUUGCUAUUGCAACCCAACUCCAAAUCCCAGACCCAGACCAACUCCAAACCCCAACCCUAGACCAACUCCCACAACUCCAAACCCCAACCCUAUGCCAACUCCAAAUCCUAACCCUACCCCAACUCCCACAAAAUGCCCUAGAGAUGCACUGAAGCUGGGUAUAUGUGCCAAUUUACUAGGGUUGGUGAAUGUGGUUGUGGGAUCCCCACCAACACUCCCGUGUUGCUCUCUAAUCCAAGGGCUGGCCAAUCUUGAGGCUGCCGUGUGCUUGUGCACUGCCAUCAGAGCCAAUAUCUUGGGCCUCAUUCUCAACAUUCCUGUUUCCCUGAGCUUGAUCUUGAACGACUGUGGUAGAAGGGUCCCAAAUGGAUUCCAAUGUUAGAUGUUCAAUCCAUCUCUAGCUACGACCGUUAGAUGGCUUUAGUAUCUUCUGUUACCUUAUUUUUUAUGUUUGAAUAAACAACCCUCGUUGGUUCCUAGGAUUGGGAAUGCAUUUCUCAUGGCCUAGUAUCAUGGGUUGGGAUGGGAUGAUAUUGAUGCACUCAAUUGCUUUUGUAGUUAGAAAUUAAUGCUACUUUGUUAUGCAUACAUCUGGGCUGUAUGGCUUUGAAUAGAGAUGCUAAUUGCACGAUUUCACACGUGGAAAUGAGACACAUACGUGUAAAAUCAGACCCGCUUGUCACUCUAUACUGCGUGCCCAAAUUCCACCCAUCUAAAAUCAGGAUGGCAUGAUCAUCAUGUGGGCCACACAUAGACUUGAA